GGGCCUCAUUGCUGCGACCCCCCGCCCUCUCUCUUUCUCUCGUCUCCAUCCAUCGUCGUCUCUCGUCUCUGUGCAGGGGGUUUGUGUGUUUCUGUCUCGCUGCUGCUGCUGCUAUUCGCCUCCCUCAGCCAUGCUCCGCCUGGUCCUGCCGCUGCGGCCGCUGGCCCGGUCCCUGACCCCGCGGCUCAGCCGGGCCUACGCCAAGGACGUCAAGUUCGGGGCCGAGGCCCGCGCCCUCAUGCUCCAGGGAGUCGACUUGCUGGCCGACGCCGUGGCCAUCACCAUGGGACCCAAGGGUAGAAAUGUGAUCAUCGAGCAGAGCUGGGGGAGCCCCAAGGUCACCAAGGACGGCGUGACGGUGGCAAAAGCCAUCGACCUGAAGGACAAAUACCAAAACAUCGGGGCCCGGCUGGUCCAGGACGUCGCCAACAACACCAACGAAGAGGCCGGGGACGGCACCACCACGGCCACCGUGCUGGCCCGCUCCAUCGCCAAGGAGGGCUUCGAGAAGAUCAGCAAGGGAGCCAACCCCGUGGAGAUCAGGAGAGGGGUGAUGCUCGCCGUCGAUGCCGUCAUCGCCGAACUCAAGAAACUGUCGAAGCCCGUCACGACCCCUGAAGAGAUUGCCCAGGUGGCCACAAUCUCAGCGAACGGAGACCAGGAAAUUGGCACCAUAAUAUCCGACGCGAUGAAGAAAGUUGGGCGGAAGGGAGUCAUCACGGUGAAGGACGGGAAGACGCUGAAUGAUGAACUGGAAAUCAUCGAAGGCAUGAAAUUUGACCGAGGGUACAUCUCUCCGUACUUCAUCAACACGGCCAAAGGGCAGAAAUGCGAAUUCCAGGACGCCUACGUCCUGCUGAGCGAGAAGAAGAUCUCCAGCGUCCAGUCGAUCGUCCCCGCCCUGGAGAUCGCCAACGCCCACCGCAAGCCCCUGGUCAUCAUCGCCGAAGACGUCGACGGAGAGGCGCUCAGUACCUUGGUCCUCAACAGGCUAAAAGUCGGUCUGCAGGUUGUCGCCGUGAAAGCCCCGGGUUUCGGCGAUAACAGGAAGAACCAACUCAAAGACAUGGCCAUCGCCACCGGAGGGGCCGUGUUCGGCGAGGAGGGCCUGCCGCUGAACCUGGAGGACAUCCAGCCCCACGACUUCGGCAAGGUGGGCGAGGUGAUCGUCACCAAGGACGACGCCAUGCUCCUCAAGGGCAAGGGCGAGAAGGCCCAGGUGGAGAAGCGCAUCCAGGAGAUCACCGAGCAGAUCGACCUCACCACCAGCGACUACGAGAGGGAGAAGCUCAACGAGCGGCUGGCCAAGCUGUCGGACGGCGUGGCCGUGCUGAAGGUGGGCGGGACGAGCGACGUGGAGGUGAACGAGAAGAAGGACCGGGUGACGGACGCGCUGAACGCCACGCGGGCGGCCGUGGAGGAGGGCAUCGUCCUGGGCGGCGGCUGCGCCCUGCUGCGCUGCAUCCCCGCCCUGGAGGCCCUCACGCCCGUCAACGACGAUCAGAAGAUCGGCAUCGAGAUCGUCAAGCGGACGCUGAAGAUCCCCGCGAUGACCAUCGCCAAGAACGCCGGCGUGGAGGGCUCGCUGAUCGUCGAGAAGAUCCUGCAGAGCAGCUCGGAGGUCGGCUACGACGCCAUGCUGGGCCAGUUCGUCAACAUGGUGGAGAAGGGAAUCAUCGACCCCACCAAGGUGGUGAGGACGGCCCUGCUGGACGCCGCCGGGGUGGCCUCCCUGCUGACCACGGCCGAAGCGGUGGUCACCGAGCUGCCCAAGGAGGAGAAGGAGCCCGCCAUGGGCGGGAUGGGGGGAAUGGGCGGAGGGAUGGGAGGCGGGAUGUUCUGAGCGCCUCCGCCGGCGACGCGGUCGGCAGUGUGAGAGACGACGACGGAGCGGAGGGGGGAGACGCCCCCGCGGGUCCGGCGGGGCCGACGUCCGAGGCCCGUCACCCCCCCCCAUCCCCGGGUUUUCAGUUGGCAAAACGCAGCGUGGGUCUCUCCGCCGUCGGGGCCCACGGCCUGGCAGAUAAUUUAUUUUCUAUUUUCGGAGAAAAAAGACAUUUGUACAUUCCUGAUCACCGCGGGCAGGGGGGGGGUGACCGUCUCUUUUCAACGCAGUUGUGCCAGGCGAAGACUGGGAUCCAGCCAAUUGUGUACAAAGUAGCGAACUAGCCCAUUACGUGACCACCUUUGUGUAAUAAAAGAUCGUUGGGAGCCGCC
Molecule: messenger RNA, 2217 nt
Organism: Tachyglossus aculeatus (Australian echidna)
Lineage: Eukaryota; Metazoa; Chordata; Mammalia; Monotremata; Tachyglossidae
Gene: HSPD1
Product: heat shock protein family D (Hsp60) member 1
Exons: 12
Coding region: 131-1843 (570 amino acids)
Biological process (GO): apoptotic mitochondrial changes; protein import into mitochondrial intermembrane space; T cell activation
Cellular component (GO): mitochondrial matrix; mitochondrial inner membrane
Molecular function (GO): protein-folding chaperone binding; ATP binding; ATP-dependent protein folding chaperone
Source: RefSeq, a predicted model, not a curated record